Molecule: messenger RNA, 3149 nt
Organism: Canis lupus familiaris (dog)
Lineage: Eukaryota; Metazoa; Chordata; Mammalia; Carnivora; Canidae
Gene: ZNF503
Product: zinc finger protein 503
Exons: 2
Coding region: 202-2163 (653 amino acids)
Biological process (GO): negative regulation of DNA-templated transcription
Cellular component (GO): nucleus
Source: RefSeq, a predicted model, not a curated record
GCGCGGCCACGGCCCCGCCGCGGGCCACCCAGGAUUAUCCGCUUCUGGCUCCAGGCGCCGAGAGGGCGCGCCGGGUGCCCGUGGCCGCCGCACCAGCUCCUCCUCCUCCUGCUUCUGCUCCCCGGGCGAGCGCGCAGCCCGGAGCCCGCCCCGCGCCUCCCGGAGCCCUCCCCCCGCUGCUCCCAUGCGUGCGGGUGGGUCAUGAGCACAGCGCCCUCGCUUUCUGCCCUAAGAAGCAGUAAGCACAGCGGCGGCGGCGGCGGCGGCGGCGGCGGCGGCGGCGGCGGCGCGGACCCUGCCUGGACCAGCGCGCUCUCUGGAAAUAGCUCCGGCCCCGGCCAAGGCUCGUCCCCGGCCGGCAGCACCAAGCCUUUUGUGCACGCUGUGCCCCCCUCUGACCCUCUCCGCCAGGCUAACCGCCUGCCCAUCAAGGUGCUGAAGAUGCUGACGGCACGGACUGGCCACAUUCUGCACCCCGAGUACCUGCAGCCCCUGCCUUCCACUCCCGUCAGCCCCAUCGAGCUUGAUGCCAAGAAGAGCCCGCUGGCGCUGUUGGCGCAAACAUGCUCACAGAUCGGGAAGCCCGACCCCUCGCCCUCUUCCAAACUCUCCUCUGUCGCCUCCAACGGGGGCGGCGCGGGCGGUGCGGGCAGCGGCACCGGGGGCGACAAGGACGCAAAGUCGGGCCCCCUCAAGCUGAGCGACAUCGGCGUGGAGGACAAGUCGAGUUUCAAGCCGUACUCCAAGCCCGGCUCGGAUAAGAAGGAGCCGGGAGGCGGCGGCGGCGGCGGCGGCGGCGGCGGCGGCGGGGGCGGCGGCGGGGGGGUUUCGGCCGAGAAGUCCGGAUUCCGGGUACCGAGCGCCACCUGCCAGCCAUUCACGCCCAGGACAGGCAGCCCCAGCUCCAGCGCGUCGGCCUGCUCGCCAGGAGGCAUGCUGCCUUCGGCCGGGGGCGGCCCGGAGGGCAAGGACGACAAGAAGGACCCCGACGUGGGCGGCGGCGGCGGCGCCAGCAAGGGCUCCGGGGGCGCCUCGGCCGAAGGGGGACCCGCGGGGCUGGCGCACGGCCGGAUCAGCUGCGGCGGAGGGAUUAAUGUGGACGUGAACCAGCACCCAGAUGGGGGGCCCGGGGGCAAGGCCCUAGGCUCGGACUGCGGCGGCUCCUCGGGCUCCAGCUCCGGCUCCGGCCCCAGCGCGCCCGCCUCCUCCUCGGUGCUGGGCUCCGGGCUGGUGGCCCCCGUGUCGCCCUACAAGCCGGGCCAGACAGUGUUCCCUCUGCCCCCCGCGGGCAUGACCUACCCGGGCAGCCUGGCCGGGGCCUACGCGGGCUACCCGCCGCAGUUCCUGCCGCACGGCGUGGCUCUCGACCCCACCAAGCCCGGCAGCCUGGUGGGGGCGCAGCUGGCGGCGGCCGCGGCGGGCUCCCUGGGCUGCAGCAAGCCGGCCGGCUCCAGCCCCCUGGCCGGGGCGUCGCCGCCCUCCGUGAUGACAGCUAGUUUGUGCCGGGACCCGUACUGCCUCAGCUACCACUGCGCCAGCCACCUGGCCGGGGCGGCGGCGGCCAGCGCGUCGUGCGCUCACGAUCCGGCCGCGGCGGCCGCGGCGCUCAAGUCCGGAUACCCGCUGGUGUACCCCACGCACCCGCUGCACGGCGUGCACUCGUCGCUGACGGCCGCCGCCGCCGCCGGCGCCACGCCGCCCUCCCUGGCCGGCCACCCCCUCUACCCCUACGGCUUCAUGCUCCCGAACGACCCGCUCCCGCACAUCUGCAACUGGGUGUCGGCCAACGGGCCCUGCGACAAGCGCUUCGCCACGUCCGAAGAGCUGCUGAGCCACUUGCGGACCCAUACGGCCUUCCCCGGGACAGACAAACUGCUGUCGGGCUACCCCAGCUCUUCGUCCCUGGCCAGCGCCGCCGCGGCUGCCAUGGCGUGCCACAUGCACAUCCCCACGUCGGGCGCUCCGGGCAGCCCCGGGACGCUGGCGCUGCGCAGCCCCCACCACGCGCUGGGACUCAGCAGCCGCUACCACCCCUACUCCAAGAGCCCGCUCCCCACGCCCGGCGCGCCCGUGCCCGUGCCCGCCGCCACCGGACCCUACUACUCCCCCUACGCCCUCUACGGACAGAGACUGACCACGGCCUCGGCACUGGGGUAUCAGUGAGGGCGGUGGGGAGGGUCAGCGAGGGAGAGGAAGGGGCAGGGGGGAGGGAGGAGCCGAGGGGGGUGGGAACAGGGCAGAGGCUACUGUCACCCGCGCGUGGGGAUGCCCCGGGCCAGGAGAGGGGAAAAAAUAUAUAUAUGCCGUAUCUAUCUACCCGAAACAGCGACCGAGACCCGGUGGGAAACUCCUCUUUCCACCCCCACCCUCUCACCUCCCCACCCACCCAAACUUUAUAAAAGUUGGAAAAAAAAUAUCAUUUGACUUUUUAUAGAAAAAGAAGGAAAAAAUUAAUUGAGAAAGUGUUCAUCUGAGGACUGCAUCGGUGGACACUGGUAUUUAUUUAUGUUAGCUCCAAGCGGACCCGUGGUUCAAAAGUGCAUUAUUUAGGUUGAGCUCCGUAGGUUAAAAAAAAAAGAAAAAAGAAAAAAAAAAAAAAAGGAGGAGGGGUAAAAAAAAAAAAAUUUAAAUCUCGAGGGUAAAAGUGUGGAAAACAAACCCUCCCGUCCCUUGUAGAUUAUAAAUAAAUACAAAACCGCCACAGAACUAGAGGUCUUCUCUUUAAUGUUACUUUAAAAUUGCUAUUAUUGUAUUGUACGUUCUUAUUUAAUGUCUGAUUGAAACACAAAUUUACAUGCAUGUUUGUUACAAAAAAAGAAAAAACAAAACAAAACAAGUCACAAUUUGUCAGCUCUGAUUUCAAAUUGCAAUUAUUUUUAAGGUGUAUACCAUCGAAAGAGAAUGGGUAUUUUUUUGUAUGUAUUCUGGAAGAAAACAAAAAAAAAAAAAGGAAAAACAAUUCUAUUCCAAAACCUCAUUUGCCUUAUUUUGUUCUUUAAAAGGAACACAACUAUUUUUAAUUUUUAAGUCCACCCGCUGAGAAGGGGACAAGUAAGGUUUACGUCAUGUACUAAAAUAAUAGACAAUGUAUCGCUUUAAAGAUUAAAAUUCCGUAUAUUUGAUGUAUUAAAAGGUUUUACUUCUUAUUA